This is a messenger RNA of Heteronotia binoei (common prickly gecko), 774 nucleotides long. RefSeq names its product olfactory receptor 6C4-like. Gene Ontology annotation, cellular component: membrane. Bases 1 to 774 code for a protein of 257 amino acids. Gene Ontology annotation, biological process: G protein-coupled receptor signaling pathway. The transcript has a single exon. The record is from RefSeq and is a predicted model, not a curated record. Gene Ontology annotation, molecular function: G protein-coupled receptor activity; olfactory receptor activity. NCBI's taxonomy places the organism in Eukaryota, Metazoa, Chordata, Lepidosauria, Squamata, Gekkonidae.
AUGUAUUUCUUCUUGGGGAACAUCUCCUUCCUGGAGUGUUGCUAUACCUCCAAUAUAUUUCCAAGGAUGCUCUCAACUCUCUUGACGGGGAACAAAGUGAUUUCUUUCAGCAGCUGCUUCACACAGUGGUAUAUCUGUGCUCUUUUGAUCGUUUCAGAAAGCUGUUUACUCUGUGCAAUGUCUUAUGAUAGGUAUUUGGCCAUUUGCAAACCACUACACUAUGCAACCAUGAUGAAGACCCAGACUUGUGUCCAGUUAGCAGCUACAUCUUGGAUCAAUGGAUUUACAAUUUUUUUGCCCAUGCUCAUUUUGAUGUUGCAAUUGAAUUUUUGUGGCUCCAAUGAAAUUGAUCAUUACUUUUGUGAUUAUUUUCCAAUCCUAGAUCUCUCCUGCAGUGAUACCAGAAUGCUGAGACUGUUGAGUUAUAUAGUGGCUGCCAUGUUUGUGCUUUUCCCAUUCCUUCUAACUGUGAUAUCCUAUGUAUAUGUUAUCACUGCCAUCUUCAAAAUUCCCUCCACUACUGGGAGACAAAAGGUCUUUUCUAUUUGUUCCUCUCACUUAACUGUUAUUUCUAUUUUUUAUGGGUCUUUAAUUGUUGUGUAUAUGCUGCCAAAGACUGAAGGGAAGAGAGGUACAGAAAAAUUUUCCUCUCUCCUCUAUAUAGUGCUGCCCCCUCUGGUCAACCCUUUCAUAUACAGCCUAAGAAACCAGGAGGUCAGAGAGGCUUUUGGAAAUAUUCUUGGGAGGAUUAUGCACAAGAAACUCAUUCCAUAA